GUGAAGAAACUGAGAGAAGUCGGAGCAACAGCUAAAGAUAUUUGGUCCAACUUGGAAAUUCUGCAAGGCUAUGAUUUGUUUGAUGAUAAGGUUGACUUGUACAUGAAGUCUCAACUUGUCGGCAAAGGACCAUUUCCUGUGCACUUGUUUUUAGCCAAGUCAAUGAGCAGCUUCAGGGAACAGCUCGCUGUAGGAAGUGAGAUUGAUGUUGUAGCGCAGCUCCUGGAUGUUAGUGUAGCAGACAUUCGGGGCUGCUGGGGAUUCAGAAAAUACAACACGGAAAAGUUGCAGUACAAGGUGAAAAUGUGUCUGGCAGCGGGCAUCUCAAAAAUCAACAUCUUCAACAAUCUGGGAGAGUUAAUCAAACUUCCCGUAGAACAGUGUCAUGCUGUAACCACCUGCUUCCGUGCCUCUGGGCUUCCUGCCUCUGUGUUUGUUCUCCGAGAAAUGGUCAGUGCAGCAAAGUUGAAUGGCUAUGGAAGUGACCGUGGACCCAAGAACAAAAACGUGCACAGUGAAAAUACUGUCCAAACUUGUGCUGAUAUUUGCACUGCACAUCUAGAUGAGGAUUGGGUUGGUGAUUCGAAGAUGCUGUGUCCAGAGAAUAUUCAAGUACCAACAGUGGAAAACAAUCACCUUGGUCUCAAAUAUAGUGCAUCAAGCACAAAGAAGCACCGACGGAUGAUCUUAGAGCUCAUUAAUCAUCUCUUGAAGCUUGAUCGGGCAAUGCUGACCACGAUGCUCGAGUGCAGAAUGGAUGUUAGCUCAGUGCUGAUGCUAGAUGUGCAGAAAAACCUAGAGUAUCUGAUCUGCAAACAUUACACCAGAGACCACAUUGCCAAGUGCCCUUUAAUUUUGGCCCAUCCCCACAGAGACCUAGCGAGGGUUAUUAGUGAGGUGGACCGUCUGAUUAUGUUGCAGUUGCAGUCUGCAUUGGUGCCGCCCUCCUCCUCGGACUCAUUUUCUGAUUUAUUAUCAAGACCAUCAUUAACAUUCGAAGCUGUAGUCGGAGGUGGAGGCAAAGCGCUAAAAGUGAAGCUUGUUGAAGAGAUUAAGAUGGAAAACCUGUAUGUGUUCAGACACAGCCUGUUGGCCAGUCCUGAACAGCGGCUAAAUGCCUUUCAAUACUUUCUGGAGAAAGAAACCAGUUUUAGCUUAGCUUCCGUGGACUGA
This is a messenger RNA of Candidula unifasciata, 1173 nucleotides long. The record is from the annotation of a GenBank genome assembly. NCBI's taxonomy places the organism in Eukaryota, Metazoa, Mollusca, Gastropoda, Stylommatophora, Geomitridae.